Messenger RNA from Lithohypha guttulata, 3204 nucleotides. RefSeq lists its product as uncharacterized. The record is from RefSeq and is a predicted model, not a curated record. Gene Ontology annotation, molecular function: heme binding; oxidoreductase activity, acting on paired donors, with incorporation or reduction of molecular oxygen; iron ion binding. Lineage: Eukaryota; Fungi; Ascomycota; Eurotiomycetes; Chaetothyriales; Trichomeriaceae. The transcript is spliced from 2 exons. The coding region runs from base 1 to 3204 and encodes 1067 amino acids.
AUGUCUGAUACUCAUCCAAGCAGCCUACGACCAGGCGGUCCGUCACCUUCCAACACACCCAGGCCUGAGUCGCAGACAAUUCCUCACUCAGAAAACAUGCAAGGUCGACAACAAUUCUCGGCCUAUGGCGCAAACCAGGAACAGCAGCCUGGUCAGCAGAUGCCAGGUGAUAAUUAUGGUAGACGCAUACCUCAGUCGAUGUAUGGUGGUCAAGGACCUGAUUUUAACGUAGAAACACCAGGAGGUAGUGCUGGCAACAAUGCUUUCGUAGAUGGCCCACGAUCUAGAUCGAGCACUAUCGGUCAGUCCUAUCCUAUUACCGUCGAGCAAUCGCCACCAGCCAUGCCGUCGAUGCAACCACUAUUCGCGCAGCAUUCCGGACCUGGAUUGCAGAGCAUGGCAGGAGCUUCUAGUGGUUCAAGACCAGCUUCUCAGCACGGUCAACCAGGACGAUCUCAGGCCAUGAAUCCAUCUGUACUUCAGCCAAACUUUCAACCAGGUUCGAAUACACGACCAGGAACAGCAUCUGGCGCGCAGAGCGCUUCAAAGUCUCCGUUCACCACUCCUAUCACUUCACCUCCUCGAUCUCGGCCUAGUCAAAUUUUGUUGAUUAACCCAACAUCGAAUGUUGCUUUGACAAAUACUAUGCUAGGCUCUUUACGGCCAAUACUUCCGCCACAGUUGGAAGUAGUUGGCUAUACAGCUCAUUACCCAGCACCAACUGCCACAGAGACGACCGUUGACCAGGCUCUAUCUACAGAACUUGUCCUUCGCGACUUGGCCAAGUAUGCGACAAACAAUGGCGAAACUGUUCAGAACUUCGAUGCACUACUCGUCGCUAGCUUCAGUCAACAUCCAUUAAUCUAUGCACUUCGCGAGUCUUAUGACGUACCGGUCAUUGGUAUUCUAGAAGGCUCACUUUACGUCUCUCGUAUGCUUGGAGCUCGCUUUGGUAUUAUCGCCACCACGAACCGACACAAAGUUCAGACAGAUGACGCAGUUCAUAUGAGCGGACUCGAGCAUUACUAUGCAGGAUGUGAAUCGGUCCAUAUGAGUCCAAUGGAGAUUUUGGCAAGUGCCAGCGUCAAUCAGAGUGGUGCAUUACCAGAAGAAGUCACGAAGCGGGUUGCGCAUGCUGCAAGGAUACUAGUGAGCAGAGGUGCAGACACAUUGAUCAUGGGUAGUGAAAGCAUGAGUAGUCUGGAAGUUAUUCGGGCUGCAAAAGACGCAAUUCGAGAGGAAGAUGGAAGGAGAACCGUCAAUGUGGUGGAUUGUGUAGAGGCCGGCGUUAUGUGCUUGAAUGCCUUGGUCGGAAUGGGCGUACCUACGAGCAAGAAGGGCGUGUAUCGAGGCGAGAGGGAUGGCAGGAGAGCUAGAGUCCUUCGAACAUUCGAAGUACAACAGAAGAGUCAAUGGCUGGUUUGGUUGGGUCACGAAUAUGAGCGCCUCACGGGUCCACACUCGAAUAGAGCCCGUCGGACAAUGACGCUCGACGUCCUCAAACGCUCCACGAGAAGUGACUCAACAUAUAUGCUGAUGAGGACUUCCUCGCUAUGCCCAUGUCCCUACAACAGGACUAUAGUUGCUCUUCCCAGGACGAACGUUGAAGCACUUCGGGCAGAAAGAAUGGCUCUACCCACCUUCCUCGCCAAGCCAUUGCUAGCAUCGCUCCUGCUUUCUAUCCUUUACGUUCUCGUUCGAGCUCUUCACCGUCUCUCACCCUUCCACACACUUUCUCACGUUCCUGGUCCACUUCUACCUCGUACUACCUCUCUAUGGCUCGUCUACCACGCCUGGAUCGGGGAUGAAUGCACCGCUACUCAUGCCCUUCACCAACGAUAUGGUCCCAUCGUCCGCACGGGCCCCAGCAGCGUCGAUAUCGCUGAUGGCACAGCACUCCACGACAUCUACAGUGCACGUGGCGGGUUUCGCAAACCUGCUUUCUAUGGCAAUUUCGACAUAGAUGGACAUAGAAGUAUUUUCAGCGAGGUUGUGCCUGAGAAUAGGGCGCCGAGAGCAAAGGCUGUGUUGCCGUUGUUUGCGACAGGCACUUUGAGGGCGGGAAAGGAGAGGUUGGAUGAGAUUGUUUGGGGGUUUGUCCGAAGGCUCGAAGGCGAGAAAGAAAGGAGUAGGCGAAUGGGUAAGGCGUUGAACGUUUUGGAUGUGUGUCGGGGUUUGGCUCUCGAUGCUGUUACUGGAUAUCUUUUUGGACGAGCUUACGGAGGACUUGGAGGUAGUGGUGGAGAGGUGAAAGGUGAGAAGGAUGUUCCGCAGUCAUUUGCAAAGAGCGAUGAAGGGAGCCCUACUGGAAUGAGUGCAAAUGGCAUGGUUGAUCUGUUCGUCGGAGUUGGCAGGUUCUGGUAUUUACCGUCUUGGGCCUUUCAAUGGGUCGAUUACUUUGACAGCAAGUUUGGUGCCGGUAGCUCGGAAGAGGUAGGUGAUUCGAUAAGUCUCGUCGACAAGUUCGUGGCAGGUGUCGUGAACGACGCUCAAUUGGCUCUACAAAGCACCAGAGACACCGAAGACUUCUCUAUCAAUGGUAUCUCGACCACGUCUUACCCAGCUCGUCUACUCGCUGCUGGACUGUCGAUCUCAGAAACACGAGCACAAUGCAAAGACCUGAUAUUCGCAGGUACAGACAGCACAGGAAUGAACAUGGCUACAAUUCUGUUUCACCUUACUCGCCAGCCGGAUGUGCUUGCGAAGUUACAGCAUGAGCUUGAACAAAACAAAGACGUAACAGAUUUGAUCGAAAUCCAAAGCCUGCCAUACCUCAGAGGUGUCGUUCGGGAAGGUCUAAGGCUAAGCAUGGCGAAUCCAAGUCGACUACCACGAGUCGUGCCCAAGGACGGCUGGACCUUCAACAACAUAUACUUUCCAGCCGGCAUUGAAGUAUCAUGUACACCCUUUGAGCUCCACCUCAACCCAGCAGUCUUUCCAGAACCACAUUCUUUCAAGCCAGAGCGUUGGAUGCAAGGUACAGGCGCAACGAUGGAAAUGGAUCGUGAUGCGAUCCCGUUUGGGCUCGGUUCACGGCAGUGUAUCGCGAGGAAUUUGGCUACUGCUGAGCUGUUCCUUGCUACAAAAGCCGUUGCCGAGAGUGGAGUGCUUGAUGGUGCGAAGGUGUUGCAGGACAAGAUCGAGAUUUUGGAGUGGUUUAAUAGUCAUGUGAUUGGUGGGAAGAUUGAGUUGUUGUGGUCAUGA